This is a messenger RNA of Sphaerodactylus townsendi, 3093 nucleotides long. It is a transcript of the gene FAM149B1, whose product is annotated as family with sequence similarity 149 member B1. The record is from RefSeq and is a predicted model, not a curated record. The coding region runs from base 125 to 2092 and encodes 655 amino acids. NCBI's taxonomy places the organism in Eukaryota, Metazoa, Chordata, Lepidosauria, Squamata, Sphaerodactylidae. Gene Ontology annotation, biological process: protein localization to cilium; cilium assembly. The transcript is spliced from 16 exons.
UCCGCCAUAGCCGCGAGCGCGAGGGCAAGGCUGAGGGGGGCGGGGCGUCGCCAUGGCGGCCGGGGGCGGAGCCGGCCGGGCGGCCGCGCCGACCAGGCCCGAGAUGAAGCGGUGAGGCGGGAGGAUGAUCUCGCGAUACACGCGGAAGCCGGUACCCCCACCCGACGCCGCCCUGGGGAUCCAAGGACUUACAAAGAAUACUUUAGAACAUCAUCCCCUGCCAGAUUCACUAGAAGACAGUAAUCCAUCCACUGGAAGCCAAGAAGAUGUCUUAAGUGGUUCCGAAAGCACAAAAGAAUUAAAUUACCAGCCGAUCGCUUCUGUGGGCAAUGGAAACUCGUGGUCACCCAGUCAGAGCUUCACAGGAAACUCCACAGAAGAUAGCUCAGUCUUCUCUUGGGGCUAUGAUGAAUUUGAUAAAGCUGCUACACGGCAAGUUCAACAGAUAUUCAGACACAUCGACGAGCUUUUGUAUGAACAGAAACUGAGUGUCUAUGUUGAAGGCAUAGAGGAAGAGUGCCAACAAUGGUCAUCAAGCUUCCCCCAUCUCAGGAUUGUGGGGAAACAAGUGGUAAGCCCCACGGAUGAAGGUUAUGGCUGGUAUUCUAGUUCUACUUGCAGCACCUCAAGUUUGUCAGACACAAGCCCAAUGCAAGAGAAAGAUCCUAGUGAGUUUAGUAUUCUGGGCAAAAAAGUUUCCCUUUCUGAAAUUCCUGUUUCUAAAGAAGUUCACUUUUCAAAACCUCCCGAAUUAUGUAUGUUGGAAAGUGAAGAAAGAGAAGAUGGGGUGAUUGUCUCAGAAGGCAUAAUGGAGGAAUACUUAGCGUUUGACUGCAGAGAUGUGGAGGAAGAGCUGCAUGAAAGGAAAAUGGGGAUUUCACCCGGCAGACGGAAGUUAGGUUUCCCUCCAAUCUCACCGUCAUACUGCAUGAGAGAUGCUGUUCUUUCCUAUGUCUUUGAUGAUGUGUGGAGCGAAGUUUUGGGUUGUAUGGAACAGUUAAUCUGCCGACAUUGGGAAGGGUCAGUCUCAGAUGAUGAGAAGAAUAUAAUAACCGUAGAAGCCAGCAGAACUGAUGCAGGAAGCCCUUUUAUGCAGUUUGAACCAUUGCCGUUGUUGUUACCUCGAAUGCCACAAACCAAAAUGCCCUCCAUCACCCCCAACCUGUACUCAAAGCACAGACGCGGAUGCAAAACCAAAAAGAAGAGAAAAUCACUAGAAGUAAAUCUUUCUCAAGGAACAAGCUGCAGUCCUCAACGCAAUUUGAACGGCCUGAUGGUGAUUCAUGGGAUCCCCUUAUACCAAAGGAACUUGCCUCUGAUGGAUAAAAUAUUAGACUUAGAUGACAGAUCGCUCACCAGGCCAGGCUCCAGUUCUGUACUGUCAACCAGGGCUUGGCCGAAUCGUACUCUUGAGCUCAGCACAUCUUCUCUGUCCUACUCUGCUCAGUCUGCUAGAAGGCGUAAUCCGCCACCACGUACCUUGCAUCCCAUCAACACCAGUUACUCUCGCUCAGGGACUCCGAGAUCCAUGGAUGAAGUCAUCAGGGGAACACGACUCACCACUGCAAAUGAGCAGUUGUCGUCACCUUCCCCGAUGCCUCUGAGCCGAAAUAAUCUCCUGCCUCCUAUUAGUUCUGUAGAUGCAGUAGAACAUUUGGGAUCCCAAAAGCCAAUGAAAUCCCAGGGGAGUGCCAACCGAGCUCGCAGUGCAAUAGCAGAUGAAAUAAACCACCAGCCAGUACACGAAAGAUUUGUGUUGCCUGAGAGCUUCUCCAGACCCAACACAUCCCAUGCAUUUUGGCCAGACUCGCAGCACCGCCGUUCUUGUACUGUUAUUGAUUAUGCUAAUCAUCCAUGGACUAAUAAAGGAUCUGCUGGCUCAGAUUCUAUUAACAUAGGAGUGAUGGGAAUCAGUUUAGGGAUAUCUAGUUCUUCCUGUAUUAAUUCUUUCCACUACCAGCCUCUCGGUCAUUUUCUUAACGAGGAUGAGGAGGACAAAGAAGAUCAUCCUCCAUUGGGUCUUCAAUUGCAUGGGUCUGCGAGGACUCACAGCCGAGGUGGAUCAAUCUCAAGAAGCAGACAGGGAUUAUAGCAUGUUACAAGAAGAAACUAUCCCUCUCCAAGACCAGGGAACAUCUAUAGAAGUUUUAAAAAUCAGUAUUCAACCUUAGCAAUACCAAACCCGUUUACAGAAGAAGUCUUAAACUUUCUCUACGGAGUCCUAUUUUUGUAGAAACUUAACUGCCAAAGACUACAGGGUUGUGUUUAAUUUUUGUUCCUGUAGAUCAAGCUGUGCUAUUCUAUGGGACUGCUUGUGUUCCAAGUGUGUUCUGAUGUAUUGCAUUACCAAGCCUGAAGAGCCAGACUCAUGUAGCAGUAAUAUUGUACUCUUAACUUGCCAGUAAUUGACACUAAUAGCAAUAUAUUUAGUAAUACUUCUAGAACUUGAUUCCAGCCAUUUUUCUUCCUCAUAGUGAAGUUCAUAUACUUGGGAGAGAAGCUGAUGCCUGAAGGUGGCCAAAGAUUGAAGUCCUUGUAGUAUUAAAUUUUGGUAUCAGCAUUCUUAACUCCAUACCCCUUCAACUACUGACUCAGCCAAGAUCAAAGCGGACUGAGGCAAAUUUGAUUAUUAGAACCAUACCUGUAACACCCAUUUUCCCUUGUUGAAAUGUUUUAAACAAUGUAAGAAGUUAUGAAAACUUUUGUGUAAUUGUUUCUGUUCAGUAGCAAUAUUCAGAGUUUUAGGAUUCUCUCAACGGUGAGAGACGCUGUUUUAAGCAGCUACUUUCAACAUUUUAUAGAAGACCAGCUCAACAGGGUGUAUGAAAAGUUAGAAAGAGCAUAGCUUAUUAUGAAAAUUGCAUUUCAGAUCUGAUGUUAAUUUAAUUAACUUCACUUUGAAAAAAUAGUUCUAAGUCUUAUUAGUCAAAGUGCUGCUUGCAAAGGGCAUGAAGCUAUGUAAAUUGAAAAAAGCUUUUCAUUAUCUUUUAGAUAAUGUAAAACUUGUAAAAACCAGAUUGGGAACAGAUUCUUUUUCAGUUGUAAAAUAGAAUAAUUUUUGUAUGCAAAUAAAGAAAUAUUUUUUAAACCGCA